AUGGGGCACCGGAUUCACUUUGUGGUUGACCCUCAGGGUUGGUGCUGCAUGGGCCUAAUUAUCUUUGUCUGGCUGUACAAUACAAUCUUCAUCCCAAAGGUCAUCCUUUUUCCUCAUUAUGAAGAGGGAAAUAUUUCAGUUGUAGCAGUUUUGUGUUAUUACUUCUGCUCAUUGUUUUGUAUAGCUUCGUUAUUUAGAGCCUCAGUAGCAGAUCCAGGAAAACUACCUGAAAAUCCAGAGAUACCAAUUACAGAAAGAGAACAUUGGGAGUUAUGUAACAAGUGCAAUGUGAUGAGACCAAAGCGUUCACACCAUUGCAGUCGCUGUGGACAUUGUGUGAGGAGGAUGGAUCACCACUGUCCAUGGAUUAAUAAUUGUGUUGGUGAAGACAAUCACUGGCUGUUUUUACAGCUGUGUUUCUACACCCAGAUCCUUAGUUCCUAUACGCUGAUACUUGACUUCUGCCAUUACUACUACUUUUUGCCUCUGAAAAAAGAAAACUGGGAUGUGUUUGUAUUUAGACAUGAACUUGCUCUCCUAAGAAUAUCUGCCUUCAUGGGUCUAAUAAUAUUAGGUGGAAUAAGUCGACUCUUUUACACUCAGCUAAUGGGUAUUUUCACUGACACUACAAGUAUAGAAAAAAUGUCUAACUGUUGUGAAGACAUAUCGAGGCCCCAGAAGCCAUGGCAGCAGACCUUCUCAGAAGUUUUUGGCACUCACUGGAAGAUCCUGUGGUUUAUUCCUUUCAGGCAGCGGCAACCACUGCGAGUUCCCUACCACUUUGCCAAUCAUGCCUAAACAGAUGGAUGGUGGGCAUAUAUGGGUCCUCCAUGCUGGAAGUGCAUUACAGGUUUUAUGAUAAUAGGACUGUGACAGUCUUCAAGUCAAUUAAAAUCCAGUCAUAGGCAUCACUGUGUGCCCUGGGCAUUAUUUUAGUUAUGGUCUUGAUUUUAUUCUGAAAUUAAGGCAAGUUAAACAAUCCACUUCCGGCUUGUUUUCUUCCAAACUAGCUUUCCAAAGAGAUUCCUUUUGUCUUCGAGGUUAAUACCAAAAGCAAACAACUGGAAUGUAGUCUUCAUCCAGUUUGA
This is a messenger RNA of Agelaius phoeniceus (red-winged blackbird), 1088 nucleotides long. RefSeq names its product zDHHC palmitoyltransferase 21 (gene ZDHHC21). Gene Ontology annotation, molecular function: protein-cysteine S-palmitoyltransferase activity. Lineage: Eukaryota; Metazoa; Chordata; Aves; Passeriformes; Icteridae. Gene Ontology annotation, biological process: protein targeting to membrane; peptidyl-L-cysteine S-palmitoylation. The record is from RefSeq and is a predicted model, not a curated record. Gene Ontology annotation, cellular component: endoplasmic reticulum; Golgi apparatus.